AUAAUCAUGCAUGCUCUCGAUUGGCUAUGACAGCUGUCAUAUCUGAUAAGACAAAAGAAACCUAUCAGUGGAUUCUGAAGUGCCUAUUACAUGCUACUAAUGGUCUUGCGCCAAAAGUAUUGUUCACAGAUAUGGACUCUGCUAUGACUGCA
Cetraspora pellucida is the source of this 152-nucleotide messenger RNA. Lineage: Eukaryota; Fungi; Glomeromycota; Glomeromycetes; Diversisporales; Gigasporaceae. The record is from the annotation of a GenBank genome assembly.